GCUACAGAAGACGGCAGUCUCCUAGAUUGAGGCCUAGAAAAGAACAGGCCGUCGAACACAGCACCAUGAUGGAGGGAGGCAUGCAGCUUUUGAACCGGGAUGGCCACAGCAUUUCGCAUAACUCCAAGCGUCACUACCACGAUUCCUUUGUAUCCAUGAACAGGAUGCGGCAACGUGGCCUACUGUGCGACAUCGUGCUGCAUGUGUCAAACAAAGAAAUCAAGGCACACAAGGUGGUGCUGGCCUCUUGCAGCCCCUACUUCCAUGCCAUGUUCACAAAUGAGAUGUCAGAGAGUCGUCAAACCCAUGUGACACUGCACGACAUCGACCCUCAGGCUCUGGAGCAGCUGGUGCAAUAUGCCUACACAGCUGAGAUUGUGGUGGGGGAAGGCAACGUGCAGACGUUGCUGCCCGCGGCCAGUCUUCUCCAGCUCAACGGAGUGAGAGAUGCCUGCUGCAAGUUCCUCCUCAGCCAGCUGGACCCUUCCAACUGCCUGGGCAUCCGGGGUUUCGCCGACACACACUCCUGCAGCGACCUGCUCAAGUCCGCCCACAAAUACGUCCUCCAACACUUUGUGGAGGUUUCCAAGACUGAGGAGUUCAUGCUGCUUCCACUGAAACAGGUGCUGGACCUGAUCUCCAGUGACAAUCUGAACGUGGCGUCGGAGGAGGAGGUAUACCGGGCGGUGCUGUGCUGGGUCAAACAUGAUACUGAUGGGCGGAGGCAGCAUGUACCAAGGCUAAUGAAGUGUGUCCGUUUACCCCUGCUGACGCGAGACUUCCUGAUGAGUAACGUGGACACGGAGCUGUUGGUAAGACAUCAUUCAGAAUGUAAGGACCUGCUGAUCGAGGCGCUCAAGUACCACCUGAUGCCCGAGCAGAGGGGCGUCCUGAGCAACAGCCGGACACGCCCGCGCCGCUGUGAGGGGGCAAGCCCUGUGCUCUUCGCUGUGGGUGGGGGCAGUCUUUUUGCCAUUCAUGGAGACUGUGAGGCCUACGACACACGGACAGACCGCUGGCACAUGGUGGCAUCCAUGUCAACACGGCGGGCACGGGUUGGCGUCGCUGCCAUUGGCAACAAGCUCUAUGCUGUUGGCGGGUAUGACGGUACCUCGGAUUUAGCCACCGUUGAGUCAUACGACCCCGUCACCAACGCGUGGCAACCAGAAGUCUCCAUGGGAACCAGGCGUAGCUGUCUGGGCGUGGCAGUUCUCCAUGGGCUGUUGUAUGCAGCAGGAGGUUAUGAUGGAGCAUCAUGUCUGAACAGUGCUGAGAGAUAUGAUCCACUGACCAGCACGUGGACUUCCAUCGCAGCCAUGAGUACCAGGCGCAGAUACGUCCGAGUGGCCACGCUGGAUGGCAGUCUUUAUGCAGUCGGGGGAUACGACAGUUCCUCACAUCUUGCUACAGUAGAGAAGUAUGACCCACAGAGUAAUUCGUGGACCGCCAUAGCCAACAUGCUGAGUCGGCGAAGCAGCGCAGGGGUGGCAGUGCUCGAGGGCAUGCUCUACGUCGCUGGGGGCAACGAUGGAACCAGUUGUCUUAACUCCGUAGAGAGGUACAAUCCUAAAACCAACACGUGGGAAGGAGUGGCCCCCAUGAACAUCCGCAGGAGCACCCAUGACCUGGUUGCAAUGGACGGCUGGCUGUAUGCAGUCGGCGGUAAUGACGGCAGCUCCAGUCUCAACUCCAUCGAGAAGUACAACCCACGCAGCAACAAGUGGGUGGCGGCAUCCUGCAUGUUUACGCGACGCAGCAGCGUGGGAGUGGCUGUCUUAGAGCUGCUCAACUUCCCUCCACCCUCCUCCCCCACCCUCUCCGUCUCCUCCACCAGCCUUUGACAAAGAGUCAAGACUCGGCUGAGCUCCAGUAGCCUGCCCUGCGUGGCGAAGAGACGGAACUGCUCGGUGUGAGGUCUAGCAGGAGGCCUGAUGGAGGCGAG
Messenger RNA from Chanos chanos (milkfish), 1942 nucleotides. RefSeq names its product kelch-like family member 17 (gene klhl17). Gene Ontology annotation, molecular function: protein binding. The record is from RefSeq and is a predicted model, not a curated record. The transcript is spliced from 12 exons. NCBI's taxonomy places the organism in Eukaryota, Metazoa, Chordata, Actinopteri, Gonorynchiformes, Chanidae. The coding region runs from base 66 to 1841 and encodes 591 amino acids.